AUGUGCGAGAAAACCGUUGAAACCUGGCCUUGCGGGAAAAGCCGCGAGUCGGAGCCCCCGGGUGGCACGUGCUCGGUUGCCGUUGGCAAGGGCCAGAGGUGGUGCACGGUUAAGGACAAGAGAAGGACCGGGAAGUGCCAAUGGUCCGAUUAUAUAGAUUUGCUCGGCGUCCUCAACGCCACAUGCUUCCGGGAAUAUAUACUCAAAUACCUUCAAGAGCCUAUGGAAGACCCCGAGCUCGAAUACAAGCGCCCAGCUCAGGCUCUCAUGCCGCCUGGAAGAACGUGGUUUGAGGUGAUCUCAGAGAUGUGGAUGGAUGAGAGGCUCCAGGCUGCUAUUGCGAGGCUGUAUAUGUCCCGGGGUAAAAAGGAGCUUCUUUUUACUAACUGGGAGGGCCUUGUUGCAAAGGUCCCGGCGCUGAACAACUGGGAGCACCAGGAUGAAGAAGGGGAGCAACUGGUGUUGUUUUUACUCGACUCUACGGACAAGAUUCAUGAGAUUUGGGCUGCGAAGAAGAAGAAGGCGGACAUUCGUACAGCUUCAAGGGCUUCAGAAGCCAGUAUUUCCCCUGAUGCCUCACGCAAACGGGCUGUAGAGGCCUCUGUUGACUCCCCUACCGCCUCGCGGUCUCGCGCAUAA
This is a messenger RNA of Lasiosphaeria miniovina, 639 nucleotides long. RefSeq lists its product as uncharacterized. The record is from RefSeq and is a predicted model, not a curated record. Lineage: Eukaryota; Fungi; Ascomycota; Sordariomycetes; Sordariales; Lasiosphaeriaceae. The coding region runs from base 1 to 639 and encodes 212 amino acids. The transcript is spliced from 3 exons.